AUGCCGCCACACUACGAAGUCAGUAGACAAUCUCGACAAGAGAGUCGAUCGAGCUCCUCACACGAACGAGGCAGCUCAGCCCCGCCGCCAUGGAACGACAGUCCCUGGGAUGCCGAACCAGAUGCUCUAGGAAGCUCAGCGCUGCCCCGUCAACGACCGCGGGCCCAGAACGCACCCGACUACUGGAAAGCGUUGCCUGAAGUACCCUCACGUUUCCGACUGGGCGAGGAUGAGAUGCCAUGGUCAGCGUCAUCGUGGCCAGGCGAGUUCGGCAUGCCCGACGAGUCCGAGGUCAACGACUACUCUUCCGAGUUGUCCAUGAAGUUCCGCGACGUCUCUCUCACCAACGCCACACCGGUGCCCCGCGAGAGGGGGGACGACGGGCGGAGACAGGAGCUGGAGGCGCUCUCCGCGGCAAUGGUCACCGUCGACAACGGCUUCGAGAACCAGUGGUGGUACCAGGGCGAGCGACAGCAGAUUAAUGCACCGGGGGUGGUGGCUGGUGACUUACACACGACGGCGGCGACCACCGCGGCGGCGGCGCUAGCGAGCACGACGGCGACCGCCGAGGCAGUGGUGGUGCCUACUCCUCAGACCCCUGUGUACCACUACCACCAGCAGCAGCUUGGGGGCUAUGACACGAGGGAGUCGAUGGGGUGGGUGACUGCCCAGGGCGGGGAUUCUCACGCGAGCAUGAUGAGUGCUACGAUUUACAACCCGAGUGUCUUGGUGUCACCCAUGUCGGAGUACGCGAGCCCCCGCCUUCACCGGUCGAUGACUACGAGGUCCGAGGAGCUCUUCUUUCACAGCUAA
Molecule: messenger RNA, 813 nt
Organism: Colletotrichum fioriniae
Lineage: Eukaryota; Fungi; Ascomycota; Sordariomycetes; Glomerellales; Glomerellaceae
Source: RefSeq, a predicted model, not a curated record